Schistocerca piceifrons (Central American locust) is the source of this 372-nucleotide messenger RNA. RefSeq lists its product as uncharacterized. The record is from RefSeq and is a predicted model, not a curated record. The transcript has a single exon. The coding region runs from base 1 to 372 and encodes 123 amino acids. NCBI's taxonomy places the organism in Eukaryota, Metazoa, Arthropoda, Insecta, Orthoptera, Acrididae.
AUGGGAAAAGGUAACAAGGCUGGCACAAACUCGUAUAGAGGCAUUGCACUACAGAACAUUCUUUUCAAGACCUUUGCAACACUACUGUGCAAGCGUCUUAGAGAUAUCAUCGAUGAGAAACUCCCCGAUUCACAGUUUUGUUUCAGAUGUGGAAGAUCAACGGCACAAGCUGUACACUGUCUCCAAACCGAUAUAGAAAUGGCCGUAGCGAACCGAUGGGGAAAGCUUCAUGCAAUUUUCGUAGACUUCAGCAAGUCGUUCGACACAAUCAGUAGAUCCAUUCCAAUGAAGAAACUGGAAACCUCCUUAGUUCCAAGACAUUACCUGUUGCCAGUCGUUAGAGACCUCCAUUUCUUUUUUACGGACUGUUGA